GUGUUUCUGUGCGUGCGGGUGCUGCUGCUGCGGCUUCCUCUCGCUGCUCGCACCCCCGUUUGGCCAAUUAUAAUGACAGAGUUAAUUCGAAUAUUUUCAGGGGCUCUUGGGUCUGCUGCUUCUCCUUCAGCAGCAGCAGCAGGAGAAGCAGGGGCAGCAGCACCAGCACCAGCAGCAGCAGCAGCAGCAGCAGCAGCAGCUGGAGACAGCAACACUCUCGCGCUGCUUGCUGCCGGAGUUAAAGUUGUUGAGUUGGCUACGCUGUUAGAUUUGCCCGACUUUACUUUAUACCGAUGGGUCUUCCUAGCAGAGGACUCAGCAGCAGCAGCAGCAGCAGCAGAAGCAGCAGCAGCAGCAGCAGCAACAGCAACAACAGCAAAGCCUCUUCCCGAAUACCAACGCGAACAGCAACUCCAGAGCGAGUCGCAUGCAAAGCAAACGGAAGAAGCGACGCAGCAAACUAAGCCUGAUGCUGAGGCCCCGCAGCAGCAGCAGCAGCAGCAGCAGCCGGCGGAUGUACUGGUAGGGGAAGACAGAGACACAACGCCCGCUGCAGCAGAUGAAGAUGCAGCAGCACAAGCUCAAGCAGCACGAGCGGAAACAGACGAUACAGAACAUGGAUCACCAGCAGCAGCAGCAACAGCAGCAGCAGAAGAAGCAGCAGCAGAUAGCAGCGGGGAAGCGGCUUCUAGUGCUGCCACGUCACGUCCUACACACGACAUACGCAGCAGCAGAAGCAGCGGCAGUAGCAGGAGCAGCAGUAGAACCAGCAGCAGCAGGAGAAGCAGCAGCAGCAACAGCCGCAGCAGGAGAAGCAGCAGCAGCAGAAGCAGCACCGCCCCCAGCGAGAUCUCACCCCUUAACACUUCUGCUACAUUUCGUCCUUUCCUUAGCGUACUUGCAGAAAUAGACAAAGAGCAGCAGCAGCAGCAGCAGCAGCAGCAAGGAGGAGCUGGGGAGGGGGAGGCCCUUUCUGCUGUGUUGGCAUCGCUUGAGUCUUCUUCUCCAGCCACAAGCAGCAGCACCAGCAGCAGCACCAGCAACAGCAGCAGCAACAGCAGCAGCAGCCUUGCAGCAGCAGCGCGUCGGCUGAACCAAAGAGCAGCAGCAGAGCCUACGCACAAAAUUGACCCGGAAGGCGAAGAGAUCCGCAGAAGCAUAGAGGAUGACCUGCUGGAGGGCCCGGAGGAGUUAAGGGAUUUGUGGUGCGAGUUGCCGCUGCAGCUGCUGCUGCAGCAGCAGUGGUGUCUGUACACCUCAGGCUUUGAGCUGCUGCUGCCAGCACCAGCACCAGCAGCACCAGCACCAGCAGCACCGGGGCCUCCAGCUGCAUGUGCUACAGAAGAAAUAUAA
Eimeria acervulina is the source of this 1353-nucleotide messenger RNA. RefSeq lists its product as hypothetical. Gene Ontology annotation, biological process: Golgi to endosome transport. The record is from RefSeq and is a predicted model, not a curated record. Gene Ontology annotation, cellular component: endosome; trans-Golgi network. The transcript has 3 exons. Lineage: Eukaryota; Apicomplexa; Conoidasida; Eucoccidiorida; Eimeriidae. The annotation marks the transcript as partial.